GUCGGCAGCAGCUGCGUGAGCGUCUCAGCUACGACAACAUCCGAUUCAUUCCAUCUUAAGGCCGCUAAAGAAAUCGCGAAUAUUACCGUACUUAACUGACGAAGCAGCUACCUAUGUCGAAGGCACGCAAGUUCGUCAUUGCAAGGCUCUUCAAAGGAGAGCCGAAAGUUGACGACUUCAGUAUCGAGAAAGAAGAACUGCCAUCAUUGAAGAAUGGCCAGAUACUGUGCGAGGCGGAGUACAUCAGCGUCGACCCCUACCAGAGGGCGUACACGCAAUGGCACAAGGUUGGGGCUACCAUGAUCGGAUCACAGGUGGCGCGCAUCGUCGAGAGCCGUUCGCCAGAGUACCCGGUUGGACGUCACGUGGUCGCAUCAUUAGGAUGGCGUGACCAAACAGUGAUCAGCGUGGCGCCGACGGAUGACGACACCCUGCCGCCGGUUCUGGUGCCUGACCUUGGAGACCUGCCACGGUCGCUGGCGCUGGGAGUAUUGGGCGUGACGGGAGCCACCGCCUACUUCGGACUGCUCGACAUCUGCGACCCCAAGCCUGGGGAGGUGGUGGUCGUCAGUGGCGCGGCGGGUGCCGUGGGCUCCAUAGUCGGGCAGAUAGCGCGCAUCAAGGGCUGCAAGGUCAUCGGCAUUGCGGGCUCCGACGUAAAGGUGUCGCGGAUAGUGGAGAGCCGGUCACCGGACUACCCAGUAGGACGCCAUGUCGUCGGCUACUGGGACUGGUGCGACCGCACCGUGGUGAACCCAACAGCGAAGGCUGGAGAAAUUCUGCCACCGAUGCUGGUGCAGAACUACGGAGACCUGCCGCUGUCUCUGUCGCUGGGAGUGUUGGGCAUGCCUGGAGCUACAGCCUACUUCGGACUGCUGGACAUCUGCGACCCUAAGCCUGGAGAGACGGUGGUCGUCAGUGGCGCGGCCGGCGCUGUAGGCUCCAUAGUCGGGCAGAUAGCGCGCAUCAAGGGCUGCAAGGUCAUCGGCAUAACAGGCUCUGACGUAAAGGUUAAGUGGCUGAAGGAGGAGUUAGGUUUCGACCACGCCAUCAACUACAAGACGGUGAACGUUGAGAAGGCUUUGAAGGAGGCUGUCCCAGAUGGCGCGGACGUCUACUUCGACAACGUGGGAGGGGAGCAGAGCAGUGCGGUGAUCGCCAACAUGAAGCACCGCGGCCGCAUCUCCGUGUGCGGCUGCAUCUCGUCCUACAACGAGUCGAAGGUGCCGCUGGCGCCCGUCAUACAGAUGUACAUGGUGGGAAAGGAGCUCAAGAUGGAGGGGUUCUUCGUGGGGCGCUGGUUGGACAGCUGGGACCAGGCGUUCAAGGAGAUGGCGCAGUGGAUCAAAGAGGGCAAACUCAAGUACAAGGAGACCGUCACGGAAGGCUUCCAGAACACGCCGAAAGCUUUCAUUGGCAUGCUCAGGGGUGAGAACUUGGGCAAAGCGAUUGUCAAAGUGUGAGUUGAUUUUCACGCGUGAUAAAUGCUCCUCGCUCCACUGAAGAUAUGAAGGAUUCUGGUGAUUCAACGAGGUAAAAUAGUACAUGUUAAAUCAUCAGUACAAAGAAUAGCAUUUGCCGAACAUG
Schistocerca serialis cubense is the source of this 1587-nucleotide messenger RNA. Its product is annotated as prostaglandin reductase 1-like. Gene Ontology annotation, molecular function: 2-alkenal reductase [NAD(P)H] activity; 15-oxoprostaglandin 13-reductase [NAD(P)+] activity. NCBI's taxonomy places the organism in Eukaryota, Metazoa, Arthropoda, Insecta, Orthoptera, Acrididae. The transcript is spliced from 4 exons. The coding region runs from base 114 to 1463 and encodes 449 amino acids. Gene Ontology annotation, biological process: prostaglandin metabolic process. Gene Ontology annotation, cellular component: cytoplasm. The record is from RefSeq and is a predicted model, not a curated record.